This is a messenger RNA of Anopheles nili, 6138 nucleotides long. RefSeq names its product vitellogenin-A1-like. Gene Ontology annotation, biological process: lipid transport. Gene Ontology annotation, molecular function: lipid carrier activity. The coding region runs from base 1 to 6138 and encodes 2045 amino acids. The record is from RefSeq and is a predicted model, not a curated record. The transcript is spliced from 3 exons. Lineage: Eukaryota; Metazoa; Arthropoda; Insecta; Diptera; Culicidae.
AUGAUCGCGAAGUUACUUCUCCUCACGUUCGUGGGGCUGUGUGCGGCGUUCCAAUACCCGUACGAGUAUGAGUUCCCGUACUCCCGCCCGUUCAACAAGACCGGCUUCGAGUUUGGCGCUUGGGAACCGAACCGGGAGUAUGUGUACAACGUGACGUCGAAGACCAUGACCGCCCUGCCGGACCUCGAGGACUACUGGACCGGUAUUGUGACGCACGGUUACCUUGUGGUUCGCCCGAAGGAUCACAACUACGUCGUCGCCUACAUUGACCGUCCGAUGUACGCCGCGUUCAACGAGUAUCUGCCCCGCGGAUACCGUACCGAACUGGCGCGCUUCAAUCUGAAAUGGCAGCCGAUGCCGUUCAGCUCGAAGCCCUUCGGAAUCUACUACAACAAGGGAGCCGUCAAGGGCUUCUAUGUGGAGAAGACUGUCCCCAACCACGAGGUUAACAUGAUGAAGGCUUGGGUUAGCCAGCUGCAGCUGGACACUCAGGGCGCGUAUGUGAUCAAGUCGGAGUUCAACCAGUUCCCGGAGAACAACACUCUCACCGGUGUCUUCAAGACCAUGGAACCGUCGGUGACCGGCGAAUGUGAAACCCUCUAUGACGUAAAUGCCGUCCCGGAAUUCCACUUCCAGUCCCACAAGGAAUGGGUUCCCCAGCCUCAGUGGCUCGAGGAAGACCAGCACGUGUUCCACGUCGUCAAGACCCGCAACUUCGACCAUUGCGAGCAGCGCAUGGGCUAUCAUUUCGGAUUCAGCGGCUUCAGCGACUUCAAGCCGAACACCAACCAGAUGGGCAACAUCAUGAGCAAGUCGGAGGUGUCGCAGAUGUACCUGACUGGAAACUGGUACAACUACACCAUCCAGUCGGUGUCCACUGUCAACAAGGUUGUCGUCAGCCCGUCCCUGGUCAACUCCCAGAAGGCCAUGGUCUACGCUCAGGUGAACAUGACCCUCAACGAAAUCACGCCCUACAACAAGUACCCAGAAGGCCCAGCUGACGAUCGUCAGGUGUUUGUCGAUCUGGUGUACAGCUACAACAUGGCUCACGACAAGCAGAACUUCGUUCGCCCGGCCAACGAGACCGACGAUUCCUCGUCUUCGUCUUCGUCCUCGGACUCUGACUCGUCUUCCAGCUCUUCGGAUUCCAGCUCCAGCUCGGAAGAGGAAGAAAACUUCAAGAUCAGCCCCGCCGAACAGUACAAGAAGCAGGCUAAGGACGUCGAGCGUCGCGGAAACCGUAACCGUCGUGAUCUGAACGCCUACAAGGAGAAGCAGUACUACGAGGCGUACAAGCGCGAUCAGUACCGCCUGCGUAAGCAGAAUGACACCUCCUCUGACUCGUCUAGCUCCGAUGAUUCGUCCAGCAGUUCGUCUAGCUCCUCCUCGGAUUCCGAUGAGCACGACUUCUACAGCAGCUCCGAGUCCGAUUCGGAUUCGCUGAGCAGCGAAGAAUUCUACCAACCCAUCCCGGAGAGCAUGAAGGAGGCUCCUCAGACUCCCUUCCUGCCGUUCUUCACCGGAUACAAGGGCUACAGCGUGCAGUACGCCCAUAACGUCGAUACGUCCCGCUAUGCCUACAAGCUGGCCUACGAGAUCGCCGACGAGAUGCAGGACUUCUCCCAGGUCCCGAAAUCGAACACCCUGAACAAGUUCACCAUCUUGGCUCGCGUUCUGCGCACCAUGCACUACCAGGACAUCUACGACGUCUGCCAGAAGCUGUUCGUUUCGCAGAAGGAGCGCGAGGAAGGCAGCAACCACAGCGCGUCGUUCGCCAAGAAGGUCGAUGCGUGGAACACCUUCCGUGACGCUCUGGCCCAGGCCGGAACCCCGCCUGCAUUCAAGGUGAUCAAGGAGCUCAUCGAAGAGAAGAAACUCCGUGGAGACGAAGCCGCCAGCGUCGUUGCCACCCUGCCCAAGACCAUCCGCUACCCGACCGAGACCCUCAUGCACGAGUACUUCCUGCUGGUGACUUCCAACGCUGUGCAGCACCAGGAGUACCUGAACACGACGGCUCUCAUUUCGUACUGUGACUUCCUGAACCGCGCACAGGUCAACAACCGUUCGGCCUACAACUACUACCCGGUGCACAGCUUCGGCCGUUUGUCCGACGCCGACUACAAGAUCGUUGCCCACAAGGUUGUGCCGUGGUUCUCGCACCAGCUGCGUGAGGCCGUCAAGGCCGGAGACAGCGUGAAGGUGCAGGUGUACAUCCGCUGCCUGGGCCACUUGGGCCACCCCGAAAUUUUGAACGUGUUUGAACCGUACCUGGAGGGCAAGAUCCCGGUGACCCACUUCCAGCGUUUGGCCUUCAUUGUCGCUUUCGAUCGUCUGGUCGAAAACUAUCCGCGUCUGGCUCGCUCCGUGCUGUUCAAGGUGUACCAGAACACCGGAGAUGCUCACGAAGUGCGUUGCGCUGCAGUGUACCUGUUGAUCCGCACCAAGCCCCCGGUAUACAUGCUCCAGCGUAUGGCUGAGCAGACCCACUACGACCCGAGCACGUAUGUCCGUGCCGCUGUCAAGACCGCUCUGGAGAGCGCCUCCGAGGCUGAUGAGUUCGAUGACGAUUACGAGUUCUCCCAGAAUGCCCAAGCCGCCAUCAAGCACCUGAACCCGCGUGACUUCAGCCUGCAGUACUCUGGUACCUAUCUGCGCGACUUUGCCUUCAAGGAGCUGGAGCUGUCGUACCGUAUGUACUUCUCGCAGAUCGCUGCCGACGACCACUACGUCCCGAGUGGCUUCUUCUUCCACCUGCGUAAGAACAUGGGUGGCUUGAAGCGCUUCUCGACCUUCUACUACCUGAUCUCGAGCAUGGAGACGUUCUUCGAUCUGCUCGACAAGCAGUACGAUUCCUACAACAAGCACGCCGAAUACAAGUCGAACGACUACUACUACAAGUACUACAAGCAGUACCCGGCCCUGUUCAAGGACUACUUCAGCCAGUACAGCAAGAACCACAAGUACCAGAACGACUACUACGAGCAGUUCGGAAACAAGAACCAGGAGGAGUUCCAGAAGUGGUCCACCACCCGCAUCGCCAAGCUGCUGAACAUCGACCCCGAGGAAGCUGAGGAGCUGGAGGGCCAGUUCAUGUUCCAGAUCUUCAAUGGUGAGCGUUUCUUCGCCUUCAACAACCAGACCAUCGAGCAGUUCCCCAGCCUGGUGAAGAAGUACUUCGAAGACUUCGAAGAUGGUUUCGCGUACAACGUUACCAAGUUCUACCAGCAGAAUGUUGUCACCAUGGCCUUCCCAUUGGCGACCGGUCUGCCGUUCACGUACAGCUUGAAGACGCCGACGCUUGUGAAAUUCGAGUUCGAAGCGACCGCCACUACGCACCCGAGCAUCUACAAGACCCCGACUGGAUACCCCGAGAAGGAGUACGACGAUUUCAUCCACAUGCCGCGUUGGUUCAACGGAUCCGCGGACGUGAACAUGGGCUACUCUCGCCUGGUUGACGCCAAGGUUGGUUUCAUCACGCCCUUCGACCACCAGCGCUAUGUUGCCGGUUACCAGAAGAAGCUGCAGGGAUACCUGCCCUUCAGCUUCGACUUUGGCUUUGACUUCGAAAACAAUGACUUCGAAGUGAACGUGCAGCCGCUUGAACCCAAGAAGGACGCACUGCUGUUCCACAUGAGCUCGUGGCCGUACACCGGUUACAAGGACAUCACUGACCUGCGCCCGAUGGCCGAGCAGCCGAGCGUGCACAUCCUGCACGAUCGCGAGCAGACCACCAAGUCUUUCGAGCAGUCUUUCGGCCACAGCAUGACCGGUGUCGCACUGCGCUUCCAGGCCAAGUACGACAAGGACUUUAUCGACUACGCCUACCUGAUGAAGCACAUCGAGCAGCAUGACUACUGGUCCGCCCUGGUCUAUCCGUUCGCCUCGGAGACCUACCACUACCAUCAGCUGAACCUGUACUACGACGCGCAGCGCACCAGCGUCAAGAACGUCAAGUUCGUUCUUCAGCACAAGCAGGCCGACUACGACCAGGACUUCCAGACCGCCGACGUGAAGCACCCGAAGGGUCGUCACGGAUUCUCCGGAUACUACAAUGAGUUCAACUACGCCCAGCCCUUCGUCUACUACGCUGGAAGCCAGCGUCGCCAGGAGCAGUUCAUGCGCAACGCUGGAGCCGGCAUCCGCAACAGUGACGUCAAUGUCUUUGACUUUGGUGUCGUGUUCGAGGGCCAGCAGCAGAAGGCCGAGUUUGUGUUCACCACUGCUUACGCCGACAGCCCGGUCGACGAGAAGGAACGCCUGCUGAUGUUCCUGUCCUUCAGCCCGUACGUUUCGUCGGGUGCCUUCUACGAGUUCAUCCCGUUCUCCGGCAAGCAAUUCCAGAUGUGCUUCUCGGCCACGAACGAGUACCCGAACUUGCCGAAACUGAACUUCCUGAACGCCCUCAACUUUGACAAGAUCGGAUCCAUGAACUGGGAACUGUCGUACGGAGAGAAGUGCCAGGGAGGAGCUCACGUCUCCAUGAAGGGUAAGCUGAUCCAGUCUGAGCCUUACCGUCACUUCCUGCGCAUCUCGGAGGUUGGUCAGAGCUGCAAACAGCAGAUGGAUCAGGGAUACUUCCAGCUGCCCGCCUGCCAGAACGCCACCCGCCAGGCCGGAUACUUCGACCAGUACUCGUUCAACUUUGAGUACAAGGAUGUCUCUAACUACGCCAAGAACUUGACCUACCAGUUCUUCGACUACGCGCGCUACUUCUCCUUCCCGUACUGGAGCGAGGAUUACUUCUACCAGGGCAAGCACAACCAGUUCCAGAUCGACUUCCAGCUGGCUCCGUACUUCGACUACUACAACGCUUCCUUCUACGGAUACGAUCGUAGCUUCGCCAUCCAGAACUACCCCAUCGAAAGCGAGUACGCCCGCUACUUCUUCUCCAUCCAUCCUGACUUCGAUUACUACGAGCGUAUGUUCAACUACGCUUACCGCGGAAACUACCAUCCGUCUUGCGUUGUGUCGAACAAGUUCGUCAACACCUUCGACGGUAGGACCUACGACUACGAGCUCGGCAACUGCUGGCAUGUUGUGCUGCACACCGUCAAGCCCGACUACUACUUCUAUGCACAGGACUCUCACUUCAUGAACUCCGACUACGAGUACAACUGGAAGAACGGCUUCGGCGAGGACGAGCAGAUCACCAUUUUGGCUCGCCACGGCGAAGACAACCAGCUCCACCUGAAGGCUAUCCUCGGACAGUACAAGCAGAACGACUACAACAUCGAUAUCGUUCCUCACGGACACGAGCUCCCGAUGGUCUACAUCAACGGCAAGCCCCAGCAGAUCCACGAGAAGUACGCCGUCGAGAUGUACACCAACGAUGAUGGUGGCGAUCAGCCGCUGAUCCGCGUGUAUGCUCUCCCUGGCAACGAGCUGGAGAUCAGCUUCCGCGACGACGACAUCAAGAUCGUGUUCGACGGAUACCGUGCGCGUUUCUUCGCUGACCAGUCGUACUUCAACAACUUCGUCGGUCUUUGCGGAACCAACAACGGCGAGGGAGAGGACGAUUUCAUCACCCCCGACCAGUGCGUCAUGCGCAAGCCCGAAUACUUUGCUGCCUCGUACGCCCUCACCGGCAUGAACUGCAGCGGACCCGCCCAGGCGUUCUACACCGAGUACCACCAGAAGGCUCAGGAGCACUGUGUUAAGCCCCAGUACUACUACGGCAACGUGAUCAGCGAGCAGGAAGCUGGACGUCAGCGUUACAGCUACUACUACAACGACUUUGAUCUGUCGGACUCGUCCUCCUCGGAAUCAUCGUCGUCGUCGGAAUCGGACGAAUCGGAUAGUUCCAACUCUUCGUCCUCGGAGGAGGAGCACCGUGAGCAUUUCUUCGAGAAGCAGCAGUACACCGAAAAGGAGUGCCCCGUCAAGCACCAGGCUCAGUACGUUGAACAGGGUGGCAAGAUUUGCUUCACCAGCCGUCCCCUCCCGACUUGCGCUUCUCAGUGCAAGGCUGAAGAAAAGGUUCCCAAGUACGUUGAUGUGCACUGCCGUGACGCUACCGACUCCGUGGCUCAGCUGUACAAGCAGCAGAUCCGCAAGGGCGUUAACCCGGACAUGAGCAACAAGUCGGUCACUAAGACCGUCAAGUUCUUCCUUCCCAAGAAGUGCGUGCACGUCUACUGA